This is a messenger RNA of Periophthalmus magnuspinnatus, 1130 nucleotides long. Its product is annotated as SPRY domain-containing SOCS box protein 1. Gene Ontology annotation, biological process: proteasome-mediated ubiquitin-dependent protein catabolic process; intracellular signal transduction. The coding region runs from base 318 to 1130 and encodes 270 amino acids. The record is from RefSeq and is a predicted model, not a curated record. Lineage: Eukaryota; Metazoa; Chordata; Actinopteri; Gobiiformes; Gobiidae. Gene Ontology annotation, molecular function: protein binding. Gene Ontology annotation, cellular component: SCF ubiquitin ligase complex. The transcript is spliced from 3 exons.
CAAACGCGUCAUAGAACAUGUCGUCCUUGUUACUGCAGCUCUGUGUGGCGUCAGUUAGAAAACGACUGUGCUGUACUAGGCUCGGAGGUCGUCCUGAAAGGCAUCAUCACCACCAAACCAAAACAACGGAGCGGGAUCAGUGCGGAAUUACGUUCAGAUUUGCGAUAAGAGGCGCUUGAUAAGAGAUGUUAAAAAGCGCGAUAGAAACGUGGGUAGCGUCCAAAGAAACGGUUUCCCCACAGCCGAAAGAAGAGGGAAGAAGUCCGCUCAACAUCUGUUCACUGACCUCCUGCAUUUCUUCCUGUUGACACUGUGCUAUGGGUCAGAGGUUCUCGUUUUGGCUGCACGGUAGGGCAGAGGAUAUGCCAUCAUCGACUCCUUCAUGGCUUUCAUUAAUGGCCGUCCCAACACCAGCUCGGCUUGCAGUCCUCCUCAGUUCUUCCCCCGAAGCCCCAGGGCAUCUCCUCUCAAAAUGGAGCCCAGUGCACCACUCACCCCACCUUUUCCUGUCAGCCUGCAAAGAGGAGGUCACACGGACCCCUGUUGCACAAAGCAGUGAUGGGGCAAGAGCUGAGACGGGCGUGAAUAGUGGACUUCAUAUUUGGGAGGUGCUGUGGUCCCCCAAACAGAGAGGAAGCCAUGCUGUAAUUGGAAUUGCUACGAAAAACUGUCCAUUGCAAGCGUCUGGGUACAAUGUGCUAGUGGGGGGAGACCCGCAGUCUUGGGGAUGGGAGUUAAAAACAAAUCACCUUUGGCAUGAUGGAAAAAGUAGAGAAUUUUACACAGGAAAUUGGCAACUAACUACUACAGACCUCUCAUUUGACAUCCCAGAUAAAGUGCUCUUAGUGUUAGAUGCAGAUGCUGGCACAUUGGGGUUUAUUGUGAAUGGGAGCUUCCUUGGGACAGCUUUUGAAGGCCUACCUCAUGGCAAGGACUUGUUCCCCGCUGUCAGCAGUGUAAGAGGAGGGGCCACCAUACGACUACGUUACCUCAAUGGUACAAGAAGAGAACCACCAACACUGAUGGCAUUGUGUCGUCUGUCUAUCUGCAAGAAUCUGAAAGAGGAACAAACUGACAAACUGCCUUUGCCAUCAUGUCUCCAACACUACCUGAGUUCAAGUCUGCUGUAA